This is a messenger RNA of Prorocentrum cordatum, 294 nucleotides long. NCBI's taxonomy places the organism in Eukaryota, Dinophyceae, Prorocentrales, Prorocentraceae. The record is from the annotation of a GenBank genome assembly.
GUGCAGCUUCCCCUCGAGGGCGCGGCGGAGUUCCGCGGCGGCGCCGUCGUGGGCCGGUGGCGCCGGAGGUGGGUGCGCGUCUCGCCCGGGCUGCUGCAGGUCUUCCACCGCGGCGCCGGCCGCGCGGAGGGCUCGGCCGGCGCCCUGGAGCUCCUGGUGAGGCUGGCGGGGCCGCCGUCGUGCCCGGAGGUCCGGCAGGAGCGCCGGGAGCUGGCAGUGGCGCUGGCGGACGGGGGGCGCGCGCGGCUGCGCGUGGGCUCGGUGCCGGAGCUGCGGGCAUGGUCGGGGCCCAAG